Raphanus sativus (radish) is the source of this 928-nucleotide messenger RNA. RefSeq lists its product as uncharacterized. Bases 110 to 802 code for a protein of 230 amino acids. The transcript is spliced from 3 exons. Gene Ontology annotation, biological process: DNA-templated transcription termination. Lineage: Eukaryota; Viridiplantae; Streptophyta; Magnoliopsida; Brassicales; Brassicaceae. The record is from RefSeq and is a predicted model, not a curated record.
UUCGACAUAUAAAGGUUUUGGCUUGUUGUGAAGAUUUGAAGCCAAAGAGGGAAUCGAGAGGAGAGACUACGAUUCACUUACGAGAAGAUUUCUCACAGGGAAAGAAGCUAUGGACUUGGCUCUUCAUUUUCCUUCGUUGAUCAAACAAGGAUUCACCAGAGCCAAUCAUCUUCCUGUUCGAGAUUCUCUUUCAACAAGCAUUGGGCAGAGUUUUUCGAGAACAGCGUUUGAUGGUGAUAGAAGAAGCUGGCCUGGAGAGAAGGCUUGGUGGUCUUCCUCCCUAACUAGGAGAUCCAAGAAAGGAUCUGUUGUUUGUUGCAAGAAUCCGUCUGAUGAACAGAGCUCAGACUCGAGUAAAUCGAAGCAAGAGGAGAUCAUUGCUCUCUUAAGUCGGAUUCAAGCUUCAAUCUCCAAAGGAGAGUCUCAGGGAGCUGAUGAGAAGAACAGCAAUGACUCUUGUGGGAAUGGGUCGCUGAGUAAAGCUAUUCUUGACGUUCUUGAGAAACCAAGAGAGAAAACUGAAGGAGAUGCUGGUCUAAGGAAAGAGCCACCUAAGAGACAAGUAGCUCGGCCACCGUCUAGUUUUGCCAAGAGAGCUCCUACUAGACCAUCUGCUUCAGAUCCAAGAGGUAAGCUUCCAAUAACAAAGAGCAGUAUGGAAGAAACAGAGAAGGAAGAGAAACCUCCAUUGAUUGAAACUAUGAAACUUGCAGAGCUCAAAGAAGUUGCAAAGAACAGAGGGCUCAAAGGAUACUCAAAGCUAAAGAAGAGUGAGAUUCUGGAGCUAAUCAGAUCCUCCUGAAUUUAAAUCUCAGUCCACAUUCUCUCUGCUAUGUAAAUUAGAGAAACACAGAUAUGGCUUGGAGUUGUUUUUCAAAAUAGAUAAAGAGUUCUAAAAUUGAAAACGAUAACCUCCAAAAAUUGUUCA